Molecule: messenger RNA, 1614 nt
Organism: Molossus molossus (Pallas's mastiff bat)
Lineage: Eukaryota; Metazoa; Chordata; Mammalia; Chiroptera; Molossidae
Product: N-formyl peptide receptor 2-like
Exons: 2
Coding region: 49-1053 (334 amino acids)
Biological process (GO): inflammatory response; complement receptor mediated signaling pathway; phospholipase C-activating G protein-coupled receptor signaling pathway
Cellular component (GO): plasma membrane
Molecular function (GO): complement receptor activity; N-formyl peptide receptor activity
Source: RefSeq, a predicted model, not a curated record
CCAGGAACUGGACACAGGAACAGGAUCUCAGCUAACGGUGUGGGCAAGAUGGAACCUGGCUACACUGCUCCAGAGAUCUUCACACUGAUGAUGCAAGGCAUCACCUCUGUCCUCGGCAUCGGGGGCAACGGGCUGGUGAUCUGGGUGGCUGGAUUCCGGAUGGCACGCACAGUCACCACCUUGUGUUACCUGAACCUGGCCUUAGCUGACUUCUUCUUCUCUGCCACCAUGCCAUUCUUCAUGGUUCAAAAUGGCAUGAGAGGACAAUGGCCUUAUGGCUGGUUCCUAUGCAAGUUACUUAACAUCACGAUCGACACAAACCUGUUUGGAAGUGUCUUCCUCAUCGCUUUCAUUGCUCUGGACCGCUGUGUUUGUGUCCUGUAUCCAGUCUGGGCCCAGAACCACCGCACUGUAAGGCUGGCUAAGAAAUUGAUCAUCGUACCCUGGAUUCUUUCACUGCUCCUUAACUUGCCAGUUCUCAUCUUCUUUACUACAUUAAGAGAUGAAGAAGAUAAUAUAUACUGUAGUUUCAACCCUUACUUCUGGGGUAACAUCAGUGAAGAACAGAUCUUGCAGAGGAUCUUCACCACCUUAGAAAUCAUAGGGAUCAACCGGUUUGUCACUGGCUUCACUGUGCCAAUGUCCAUCAUCACCGUCUGCUAUGGGCUCAUUGCUGCCAAAAUCCACAGCAAAGGCAUGGCUAUUUCCAGCCGUCCCAUGCGGGUGCUCAUUGCUGUCGUGGCCUCCUUCUUCAUUUGCUGGUUCCCCUUUCAACUGUUUCUUCUUCUGCUCACACUCUAUGUCAGAGAGAUUUCUGAAGGAAAGUAUCAAUUCAUUCUUCUCCUGGUACACCUAACCAGAACCCUGGCCUUCUUCAACAGCUGCCUCAACCCAAUGCUCUAUGUCUUUCUGGGUCGAGACUUCCGAAAGAGACUGAUCCACUCCCUGCCUGCCAGUCUGGAGAGGGCCCUGACCGAGGACUUGGCCUCAACCAGUGACACAACCACCAAAUCUGCUUCCUUUCCUACAGGGGCCGAGUUACAGGAGAUGUGAGGGGAUUGGGGUCAUUUUUGAGCUUUGCCUGCUCCGACCCUUCUCCCUGUUCCAGCUUCAACUCACCUUGGGUCAUACUGUUAGGUAUAACUUCCCUGGCUAAGAGAACACAGAAAGAGUUCAAUAAGGAAACAUACAUAUGAGGCUAGCCUUGGGUCUAGUAAGAUGACAUAGAUAUCCUCCAUGCCACAUGGCCGGAGAUAAGUUUAUAGGACAGGGAAGGAUGGUUAGGGUACUGAAGAAAGACCACCUCAGAUAAGAGGAAACUGCCUUACAUAUUUGCCAGGGGCACGAUGAGGGCCCAUUCCAGGAACCAUGCCUGGGGCACAGGGGAGAGGUUAGACCAUCUCUGAGGGGAUUUAUGGGAAGCAGUCUCUAUUCUGGCCUUAACUUAUCUUGACCUGGCUAGACAAUCUGGCAGCGGUCAUACCACUGAAUACUCUCUUCUCUACACUGAACCACACAUCAUGAAAAAUACUUUGAUCCCUCUGACUUGGGGGAUAGAAAUUGCUGUCAUUUUGGUUUUGGUACCUCAGGCUAUACCCUGGGGUAAGUGGAGGU